GAGAGAGGAAGGAGAGAGAGAGAUAGAAAGAGAGAGAGAGGAAGGACAGAGAGGAAGGAGAGAGAGUGAGGGCGCACCGGGGAAGUAUAUUCACCGAGUGGCAGACUGAAAGGACAGUUACUGAAAGAGCGCUCACAAACAGGGACUUAACACCAGCUGACCAGCAGGAUUUCACUCUGUAGGAAAUGACUGAAUAAGAGCUGUAGAGCCAUUACUCAAGAAGAUACUUGUGUGACAUCAGAGGAACAUAAGGUGGGAAAAGCAGAACAAUUAGGAGGCUUCGUAUCUCAACAGGAUGACAUCCAGGUACAACUGCUCCUUCACUGACAGCUGGGACUGCCCACAGGAGGGGAUGUGUGGCAACCUGACCUCUGACCUGAACGGCAGCGGGGGACUGGUCGAUGCAUGCCUGACACAGGAGGAGUACCUAGAGAAGUACCUGGGUCCUCUGCGCUCCUCUGUCUUCCUCCCCGUCUGCCUCACCUACCUGCUCAUCUUCCUGGUGGGCGCGUUUGGCAACUUGCUAACCUGCAUCGUCAUCGCUCGCAACAAGGUUAUGCGCACGCCCACCAACUACUACCUGUUCAGCCUCGCCAUGUCUGACCUGCUGGUGCUGCUGCUGGGCAUGCCACUGGAGCUCUACGAGAUGUGGCAGAACUACCCAUUCCUCCUGGGCAAGGGCGGCUGCUACUUUAAGACUUUCCUGUUCGAGACGGUCUGCUUCGCCUCCAUCCUCAAUGUGACGGCGCUCAGCGUGGAACGCUACAUCGCUGUGGUGCACCCCCUGCGCGCCAAGUAUGUGGUGACACACACACAUGCCAAACGGGUCAUUAUGACCGUGUGGGGGAUCUCAGUGCUAUGUGCCGUGCCCAACACCAGCCUCCACGGCAUCUUUACCCUGCAGUCGGCAGCAGGAGGCACCACCAGGAAGGAAAUCCCAGAGUCAGCCAUCUGUACGCUGGUCAAGCCCCGCUGGAUGUACAACUUGACCAUCCAAGUGACCACCCUGCUUUUCUUCAUGCUUCCAAUGCUGACCAUCAGCGCUCUCUACCUACUCAUCGGCCUGCAGCUCAAACGUGAGAAGAUGCUCCAGGUGAUGGAGGCUGAGACAAGCUUAGGGCGCAACAGCUACUGCAACGUCCGCAGUCAGCAGCAGAAAGCCCGGCGACGCCAGGUCACCAAGAUGCUGUUUGUUCUGGUGGUGGUUUUUGGAAUCUGUUGGGCUCCAUUCCACACCGACAGACUCAUGUGGAGCUUCAUCGACGAGUGGACCAGCAUCCAGCUGGAGGUGUACAAGUACGUCCACAUCGUCUCUGGCGUCUUCUUCUACCUCAGCUCGGCCGUCAACCCGAUCCUCUACAACCUCAUGUCCACCCGCUUCCGAGAGAUGUUCAAGGAAGUGAUGUGUCAUCGGCCACGGCACCCGGUGCCCAGGAAGCAGUCACUCAGUGUUACCCGGGUAACACUCCGCAGCAUUCUCAGUGAGGCCACGCCCAUUAAUGGCAUUGCUGGCCUACACGAAGAAAAGGAGCAUGAGACCACCUUUCCUUGAAAGGACUUCCUAGGAGAGGAGGGAGCUUAAUACAUUAAUCUGAUCAGAGGAUGAUGGUUCUGGGAUGAUUGAGAUGUUAUAAGGGAUUUUAAGGAUCUAAGGAUGUGCUUAUCCAAUCUAUGUUAUUGCUUUGGUCACCAAACCAGAGUAGAAUUCUCCUGUCACUAAACUCCCUAAACACAAGAAAACAAAACAAAUUCAAACCUGAUGCUUUGACGUAUUAUUUGAGCAAUUCUAUGUAUAAAAAAAAAUAGAAACAUAUCUCAGGAGGUACAGACAAAUCGAUAAUUCUCAUCUAGAAGACCUGGCAGAUUCUGCAUCACUGCUUUUGCACUCCUGUUUAGCAGUUCAUGUUCAACAGCACAAACUUUUGAACAUCCAGUCUCAAGAGAUGACUAAAAGCUGAUUUUCCUUACAGCUCAGAUUGAAAACAGGCAGAGGUGCCCUGUCAAAGCUCCUCCAAAGAUGAUGUCCAACGUGUGUAUAUAGUUCUCAAAUCACUGAGUGGUUUAACAAUGGUGCAAAGGAUUUGCAGUACGUACUAAAUAGAACUUGAGAUGAGCAGCUUCAAAUCAAAUGUCAUUUGUCGCAUGCGUCUAAUACAACAGGUGUAGACCUUAAAGUGAAAUGUAACAUCUACAACUGCUUUCUGAGCAUAAUAAUACUUAUCUGGGUAUUAAAAAAGUUAACCUGUACUGAAGCACAGUAAAAAAAAAUGUUAUAGAUGUAGUUGCACCAUCAACUGCAUAUUUUCAGAAGCGUAUGUCAAUGCAUGGGUUGGAUAUUGCUAAUGAACUUGGCGCCUCCCUUCAAGAGAGUUUGUCACAUUAUUAACAGAGGAAUCCUGCUGCAGAUUGGCAUUUUGAAAAAGUAGCUUCUAAAUUCCCAGACACUGUAUGUCUCCAUCAACAAUCUGGUGAAUGAUCUCUGAUGAUCUGUUUCACUAAUGUAAAAUGUACAAUCAUGAGCGUCACUAUGUACAAAAACAAUGUAUAGAUUCACAGUUUGUAAACACAUAUUUAACAAGUCGAUGUAUUCAUAAAAAAUGUAAAAACACCAGGAACAUUUUAAUCUGAAUCUCUAAUCAAGGACUGAUUUAGACCUGGGACACCAGGUGGGUGCAAUUAAUUAUUAGUAAGUAAGAGUAUAUACAGUGAGGGGAAAAAAGUAUUUGAUCCCCUGCUGAUUUUGUACAUUUGCCCACUGACAA
Molecule: messenger RNA, 2762 nt
Organism: Salmo salar (Atlantic salmon)
Lineage: Eukaryota; Metazoa; Chordata; Actinopteri; Salmoniformes; Salmonidae
Gene: nmur1a
Product: neuromedin U receptor 1a
Biological process (GO): neuropeptide signaling pathway
Cellular component (GO): plasma membrane
Molecular function (GO): neuromedin U receptor activity
Source: RefSeq, a predicted model, not a curated record